ACAUGUCUCAAGAGAGGUCUCAAGUCAGAAUUUGGCAUCUACAGCAAAGAAAAAGACGCGGUUUUACAAAGUGCCAUCAGACUUUGGUCAGAGAUAAACCAGCUGAAAAGCAGUCACAACAUUCUUUGCAUCUUGCUGCAUUGACUUUGGAAUGUGUGUUGAAAUUUGUUUUAUUGGUUGGCCUUACAAUAGUUGUUUUUGGCUUUUCAUACUCGUUUCUUGCCUUGGAUAUCUAUGGUGGACCAGUUUUGAGCUCAGGAGAAGGUCCCAUGCAACUAAAAUGGCAUUGCUUGUACAUCCUUGUCAUUGCGAUAAAUGGUAUAACUGAAUGCUUCAUGUUUGCAACCAUGCCUCAAACAGCUGUUGAUGAAUAUAACCAAAAGAUGUUGAUUUUUUCAAUCAUGUUUCUCUUGUCCUCUUUCGUUUUUACGUAUUUUGGAGCGGUUGGUUUUAUUCUCGCCAACUGUUUGAACAUGUCCUUACGUAUUUUUCACAGCAUCAUCUACAUAAACAAAUACUUUCUCGGAACAAACCAUACACCAUUAAAAGCUCUUCAGUUAUCUAAACCAGUCGUGCUAUCUUACGCUUUUUCAUUCAUCGUAACUUACAUCUCUGAGUCAUUUUUCUGUUGUUCUUAUGGCUGGUUUUGGCGUUUUUGUCAUGUCGCUGUUGGUGGAAUUUGCUUGCUGAUUGUUGCCUUUACUGUUUAUCGCUCGGAGGAAAAACUCGUACAGUUUGUAAAAGAAAGAUUUUUUACCAAAACAGCCAAAUCCGAAUGAAAUAUUGUUAGUUUGUUGGAUAGUGCUGCAAGUUUAUGCAUUAGAAACAAUCGCUAUUUUUUCAUUCGAUACAAAAACCCUCAAUCUCUUAGACUAGAUAAAUAAUAUAGUCGUUGUUUUGAUUUUAAAAUUUUCAGUGCCAAUAGAAAUCUUGAGCAUGUUUCCCUAAUAGCGACACGAUAAGACAAAUUUUGAAUGCGAAAAAUCCGUUUUCGGUCUAUUCCUCCCGAUACCCUGGAUCAGGAAGGGCUUACAGCGUCGCAUGUUGACGUUUUGGUGAGAUAUUUGGACUCCUGCUACGCUAUCCUACUUGGUGAUGCCAAUAGCAAGCUUCAGCCCAUCAGACGAUCGUGGUAAACAGGGAAAGAAAGUGCCCUCGCGACCUACGUCUGGGCUCCUAAGCCAGUGCAACUUAAUGAUCCUCUGGAAUUGGACAUCUACUAGCAAGUAUUUAGCAUGUUGUAUACAGUUAAAUAUACACGCUUGCCCAGAUGAUUAAUUUGCGACUAAGCGAGCUAAUUACGGCUAAUUACCACAAAAAUAGUGCAAACUCAUUCAGUGCUUGUAGAUCCAGUACGUCAUUGAUAUGAAUUGACGCGACUGGACGCCAUUAUGAUAAACUGAAACAAUUAUUUAAGUCGACUGAGCAUGCACAGAUGAUGUCUUCGAUAGUAUGUGAUGAAGAUCAAAUUAGCCAAUUUAAUUACUGCAAAAGCUGUACGUACAACUGUACAUGUGUAAAAGCAAAGUAAGCAACUCAUAACCAUUGACAUUACACUGUGGACAACAAGAAAAUUGCUUACUAAAACUGCGGUUAUGUAGACUGUAUAGCUUGUGAGAGGUUUAACUAAAAAUGUUUUCAUUGCUCAUGAAGUCAAUAGAUGUUCACUUCAUAAUACAUCAUUUAAAAUUAAAUGGGAGUUACUGGAGGAAUGAAAUUAAUGUAUGAAACAUAUCUUUAUAUCAAAGCCAUCAUCAGAGAAUCAUAUUCUUAUAUGUGUAACUUUUUUGGGCAUUGCAGUUUUAAUAGCACUGUUACAUAUGCAAAAUGUAUAUUCGAUGUUUUCAUAAAGACAUGUGUUAUGUGUUGUAUGGAAAUGAUGCUUGUUACACUACUGAGUAGAACACUAAUUCGUCGGUGGAAUUAGCCUAGUGACUCAGGCAUUUUGGCAUAGAAAUAGUCAAAAGGUCAGUUUCUAAAGCCAAAAGGCCUCCUUUAUAAGUUAUUUCAACUUCCCAGGCGCUGAAAAGGUUUUUGUGCUUGUAACAAAGUUAUGUAAUAAACAUGUCUGUAACAACCUGACAAUAUUCUUUAGGCGAUAAGCGUAUAAGCGUAUACGCGACGUAAAAAUUAAUAACAUGACAAUACGUCA
Xenia sp. Carnegie-2017 is the source of this 2152-nucleotide messenger RNA. RefSeq names its product protein RFT1 homolog. NCBI's taxonomy places the organism in Eukaryota, Metazoa, Cnidaria, Anthozoa, Malacalcyonacea, Xeniidae. Gene Ontology annotation, cellular component: endoplasmic reticulum membrane. The transcript is spliced from 4 exons. Gene Ontology annotation, biological process: dolichol-linked oligosaccharide biosynthetic process; glycolipid translocation. The record is from RefSeq and is a predicted model, not a curated record. Bases 3 to 779 code for a protein of 258 amino acids.